CAUCUCCCCCAUCCCCACGCCUCCUCUCCUUCCACGAGUCGCCGACGAGGCGACCACGCCAUCUCCAUCUCCUCCACGUCUCGUCGCCAUCUCCUCAUGCCUACCCACUGCUAGGGUUUGCCCCUAAGCCCCCCACCCUCUCCGCCAUGGCUCUCCCUCUCCACGACGCCACCACCUCCCCCUCCGACCCCGACGACCUCGGCGGCGGCGGCGAGGAGGAGGAGGAGAGGCUCGCCUCGAAGCCGCUGCUCUCGUCCCCGUCCACCUAUCCUUCCGCGGGGACGGAGGAGGGCGUCGAGGAGCUGGAGCUCGACCGGAGGUACGCGCCGUACGCGAGGCGGGACGCGUACGGGGCGAUGGGCCGGGGCCCCCUGGGCGCGGCGGGGGCGGGGCGGCUGGCGGUGGGCGCCGCCGUGCUCUUCCCGCUCCGGCUCGCCGCGGGCGUGCUCGUGCUCGUCGCCUACUACCUCGUGUGCCGCGUGUGCACGCUGCGUGUGGAGGAGGAGGAGCGCGAGGGUGGCGGUGGCGGCGCGGCUGGAGAAGUGGAGGGGGACGGGUACGCGCGGCUCGAGGGGUGGAGGCGUGAGGGCGUCGUGCGGUGCGGCCGCGCGCUCGCGCGCGCCAUGCUGUUCGUCUUCGGCUUCUACUGGAUCCGCGAGUACGACUGCCGCUUCCCUGAUGCUGAGGAUGAGCAUCAGGAACAGUCCAAAGAAUUGGGAAGACCAGGGGCAGUAGUAUCUAAUCAUGUAUCUUAUGUGGAUAUUCUUUACCACAUGUCAUCUUCCUUCCCAAGCUUUGUUGCCAAGAGAUCAGUGGCCAGAUUGCCCAUGGUUGGUCUCAUAAGCAAAUGUCUUGGAUGCAUUUUUGUUCAGCGGGAAUCUAAAACCUCAGAUUUCAAAGGCGUUUCAGGUGCUGUGACUGAGAGAAUCCAACGGGCUCAUCAACAGAAGAAUUCUCCAAUGAUGCUACUUUUCCCUGAAGGCACAACUACAAAUGGUGAUUAUCUCCUCCCUUUCAAGACAGGAGCAUUUCUUGCAAAAGCACCAGUGAAGCCAGUCAUUUUAAGAUAUCCUUACAAGAGAUUUAGUCCAGCAUGGGAUUCGAUGUCUGGGGCUCGGCAUGUAUUUCUGCUCCUUUGUCAAUUUGUAAAUAACCUUGAGGUGAUCCAUUUGCCUGUGUAUUACCCAUCUGAGCAAGAGAAGGAAGAUCCUAAGCUGUACGCAAAUAAUGUACGGAAAUUGAUGGCAGUGGAGGGGAACUUGAUUCUUUCUGAUCUUGGGCUAGCAGAGAAGCGUGUGUACCAUGCGGCAUUGAAUGGAUUAUUAUGUCAAAGCUAAUUUGGAUAUGCGUGCCGUUAAUUUUCCUAUUUGUCCCUGAAAUGUUAUCGUACAUGAACCGAAGUCAAAGUUUGCCAUUAGUUUUUCUCACCAAAGGGAUCCUUUGUAGAUGACCACAGAAUUUUGCAGCAAGAAUCAGCUAGGCAUUAAACCACAGGAAUUAAUACAUAGGGGGAUGAAGGGGGUAACCAUAGAAAUUUCCAUUUUCUUCAGCUCAGGAUCAUGUUUAGUAGUGUUGAUGUGUCAUCACUAACAAUGUUGUAUCUGGUGUACCUUCCAACUAGCGAAUUACCAAUCAAAUGUAAUAGUUUUUAUGGUUACCUAUGUGAUCCAUUUCCCUUUUUUAGCUUACACCAUCUUAGUUUAAUAUGUUGAUUGGUUCUUCAUUAACCUUACUCUUUACAAUAGCAGAAGUUGGGGUGAUGCCUACAUUCAAGACACACCCUCCCACUCUGUAUUCAAUACAUCUGUUGUUUGCCACA
This is a messenger RNA of Oryza sativa Japonica Group (Japanese rice), 1819 nucleotides long. RefSeq names its product lysophospholipid acyltransferase LPEAT1. Gene Ontology annotation, molecular function: lysophosphatidylethanolamine acyltransferase activity. The record is from RefSeq and is a predicted model, not a curated record. Lineage: Eukaryota; Viridiplantae; Streptophyta; Magnoliopsida; Poales; Poaceae. Gene Ontology annotation, biological process: phospholipid metabolic process. Gene Ontology annotation, cellular component: endoplasmic reticulum.